AUGCCGAUAGUGCGUAAAAGACGAGCGCCGGCCGCGGACGAUGCCUCCGAUGAAGAGCCUACUCCCACACAACGCCGCCGCGAGUCUCCAGUAUCCGACAUGGAGGAGGAAGACGAAGCCACUCAGGGUGGUCAGCAGCUACAACAGAUGACGAAGAAACUGGUGAGGAUGGCGUUGGCAUGCGAGUACGCCAGGAUACCCAUCCGCCGCGCAGAUAUCAGCGCAAAAGUUCUGGGAUCGCACGGCAGACAGUUCAAGACUGUCUUUUCCGAGGCAAAUUUGCAACUUCAAACGGUUUUUGGUAUGGAGAUGACCGAGCUGCUAAAGACGGAGGAUCACACAAUCAAAGGACGCCAGAAGGCCGCGGAAAGAUCGGAAAAGCAGAGCAGUACGACGACUUCCUACGUUCUCACCAACACCCUGCCGGAGAAGUAUCGAGGUUGGGAUAUUGUCCCUCCACCAAAAGUCCCUACUUUCUCUGAUGAAAGCGCAUACAUUGGACUCUACACUUUCGUGGUGACAUGCAUUACGCUUGCAGGCGGCAGGCUGCCGGAAUUGAAGCUUGACAGGUACCUAAAACGGACCAACGCAGACCAAACAACCCCAGUGGGCUCAACGGACAAACUGCUCGCCCGAAUGAAGAAGGACGGCUACAUAAAACUCAUCACAGACCGUUCGAGCGAAGACAAUGUCCGAGAGUGGGUCGUCGCAGGGCGCGGAAAAGUAGAAAUUGGAGAAAAAGGCGUGGCGGGCAUGGUGCAAGCUGUGUACCACGACAACGCGACAGCCGAACUGGACCGUAGGAUUGAGCGUAGCCUACAGAACGCACGUGCUAACGAAGCGCCCAACUCUACCGGACAAGGCAAUGCCGGGGAACAGGCUGGAGCCGGCCGAGGGAGGGGACGAGCGAGGAGACAAGAACAACAAGAUGGCGCCCCCGAGACGGACGAAGAGUGA
This is a messenger RNA of Diplodia corticola, 957 nucleotides long. RefSeq names its product mage protein. The record is from RefSeq and is a predicted model, not a curated record. Bases 1 to 957 code for a protein of 318 amino acids. Gene Ontology annotation, biological process: DNA repair. NCBI's taxonomy places the organism in Eukaryota, Fungi, Ascomycota, Dothideomycetes, Botryosphaeriales, Botryosphaeriaceae. Gene Ontology annotation, cellular component: nucleus. The transcript has 4 exons.